Molecule: messenger RNA, 1980 nt
Organism: Chinchilla lanigera (long-tailed chinchilla)
Lineage: Eukaryota; Metazoa; Chordata; Mammalia; Rodentia; Chinchillidae
Gene: Cmc4
Product: C-x(9)-C motif containing 4
Exons: 3
Coding region: 66-266 (66 amino acids)
Cellular component (GO): mitochondrial intermembrane space
Source: RefSeq, a predicted model, not a curated record
GGAACGCUACAUGGAUAACAACUCUCGCUUGUGGCAGAUACAGCAUCAUUUAAUGAUUUCUGGAUAUGCCACAAAAGGAUCCGUGCCAGAAACAAGCCUGUGAAAUACAGAAAUGUUUACAAGCCAACAAUUACAUGGAAUCAAAGUGUCAAGCUGUCAUUCAAGCACUGCGUAAGUGUUGUGCUCAAUAUCCCAAGGGAAGAUCUCCUGUCUGCUCAGGAUUUGAAAAAGAAGAAAAGCUGACACUGAAGACUCCAUCAGAGUGAAGUUCUGCUGAGAAGUUAAAUGCUGUUUCAUUUCCACCAAGAACAUUUUGUUUAUCCUCCUGACUUCUUUCAGGCCAGGUAGCAGCAAAUAGCAAAUGAAAAAGUCAACUACAAGAGUUAAUGAAUAUGCCAUCUAUGCAGAAUACAGAAACAGAAAUGUAUUAAAAGAAAAAUAUGUAGAAUGUAAAAACUGAGCUGCUAAAAUAAAGCUGUUUAAAUGAAGAUUUUUGGUUUGGUACUCUAUUUUAAAGCUAUUAGAUACAACUAUUAAGGAAUUCUCUUUAGCACUUGAGUUCACCACUGGUGCCAUUCAUAAAACUUAAGUCAUGGAGGCAUGUUAGUUGAAGAUUCAUGUUUCCCUUCCUAGAUUAGAUGCUAAAUUAAAUCAAAACUUCUUUAGCCCAACUCCAUACCUGAUGUACUUCCAGUAAUGCAAAGUAUCCUUCUAGAGCAUUUCUUUCUGUUUUACAUUCCCAUCACAGUACCUAGCCAGAAGCUGCUUAAUUUUUGUUGUCGGUGGUAGGAAAGGCAUAUAAAUGAUUCUCGUAAUGUUUGGUGAUCCCUUAUUGUAAAGAUUGGAAGUCAGAUAAGCAGCAAUAGAAUGAAAUGUUAAGUGGUCUAUCUAUUCUUCAUGUCCUUAUUAUAAUCAAAAGCUGUUACAGUAGAUUCAGAUACUACUACAGAGAUGCUGAGGGAAGCUUGUUGGAAGUUUGCAGCUACUUUAUGGCCAUUUGCUUUCCUCCAACAGGUGCUAGAUCUAUCACUGCCCCUCCUCCCCAGAAGAAAAAGAUGACUUUUGAAUAAAUGAAAGAUACCUUUUUCUAAAAGAUGACUAUCAGAAUGAAAGCAAGAGAAAUUCUGAUAAGUCCUUCAUGUCCAAAUACCAUUAUUGUUUGAGGCAGUAUUCCCCAGUUUCUAGGAAUUGUUUAAAUAUGCAAAAGGGGGGCUUCUGUGGUCAGGUAUUUGGAGAGUGCUGGCUAGGCGUAAGUAAACAGGUUACUUUCUUGUCACGCUUUAGUUUUUUGUAUGCUAAUGUAAAUUAUUUCUUUGGAAAAGAGUAUAUUGCCAAGUGAACCUAUUUUUGCAGACAAGAAAGACUGUUUUCCUAAGACUUGGAGAAAUACUGCCUUGAGGACACCGGUCCACAAACCAGAGUUAACAGUGCUAAAUUCCCAUGAAAUAAUUUAAAGGAACCCUUGUGUUAAUAGUAAAACAAUUUAAUAAGGUAUUUUACAACUGUUUAUACCAUCUCUGAAUCUAAAUUACUUAAAUUAAUGGAUAGUGGUGGGAUUUACAUUAGAAUUAUAAAAUCAAAUAGGUUAUUUUUAUUACAAAAUUAAUUUUACUGUGUUUUAGGCUGUUUUAUAUGGUUUUUCGUAAGGUACAAACUUCGAGUUCAAAAGCUUCAAAUCAAUUGUUCCUUCCUUUAAACUGCCCUCAGUUUGUCAACAGGUCUCUUGAGAGACAAUCAUCUAAACCUUACUCUCCUUAGCUACUAUAAUCCAUAGAAAAAUGAGACAGACAUCAGAGAAGGCUAACAUUUGCCAAGUGCUUUUCAUUUAACAUGGAUUGAGAUUAGCACUGAAACUCAGUCUUCAAGAAAGAACUCUUAAUGGGUGAGAAGUUAUGUUUUCAUCCAUUUGAUUUUUGUUUUUUUGAGACAGCACCUCCCUAUGCAGUUUAGGCUGGCCUUGAACUCGCUAUGUAGGCCAGA